AUGCCUACAUUUCAUGAUGUGAUGACGGCCCACAAGGCGAUCCGUAACUAUGUACAUGAAACCCCAAUCCUCACAAGUAACGCAUUACGGCAGAAAUCCGAUCAUGAAGAGAUUGUAUUGAAAUGUGAGAAUCUCCAGCGUACAGGGGCCUACAAUCUCCGUGGUGCGGUAAAUCACGUGAUUCAUAGUAAACAGAUGGAUCUUGGAAUCAAUCACUUUGUGGCACGAAGUUUGGGAAAUCACGGCAUUGCCGUUGCCCUUGCGGCCAAUGCCUUUGAUGCCACUGGCCACAUUGUCAUUCCCCCCAACCCCAGUGAUAUUGUCGUGAAGUCUAUUCGUCACUACGGUGGACGCAUGUACCCGUGCGGCCCCUCCGCCGAUGAGCAGAUGCAACUCGUGCAGCGGAUGAUGGAUUCCACCACUGCGGGCGGCGGGGUGCGGGAGAAGGGCGAAGAGGCGAGCAGUUGUGUGUACGUGCACCCGCAGGAUAAAUGGGUGGCCGCCGGGCACGGCACUGCGGGCGUGGAGUUGAUGCUGCAGACGGACUGCCGGCUGGACGCGGUGGUGGUGCCCGCCGCCGGGGCCGCUCUGCUCGCCGGUGUGGGACUCGCCGUGAAGGGAAUGAAGCCAAAUAUAGCCGUCUACGGAGCCCUCAACACCGAUGAUGAGGAGAACCAGGAAAUGAAGAAGAAUGACAGUAAAGCUCAUAAUAAGAAUGGUAAAAAUAAUAAUAAUAAGAGAAAUGGCAGUGAGUUUAAGUUGCCCCCUGUGAUUUCCGAUCAUACAUCUGGGGCGUCACUCCCGUCGGAAUUGCUUGGGACUAUGACCCCAGAAGUGGCGGAAUGUGUGGAACGAAAUGUGGAUGGAAUUAUUUGUGUGAAUGCCGCUGCAACACGAUACGCCUUUCGUUUUGUGUAUGAACGCUGCAAAUUGGUGAUUGAUGCUGAAGCCGCAACGGCCAUAGCGGCAGUACUGCAGAGACCGAAGGAACUGACGCGUUAUCGGCACAUUGGCAUUAUUCUCUCAGGCGGGAAUGUCAUAUUGGAUGAUAUUCCGAAAUUGUCACGUCUAUAG
Molecule: messenger RNA, 1074 nt
Organism: Trypanosoma theileri
Lineage: Eukaryota; Euglenozoa; Kinetoplastea; Trypanosomatida; Trypanosomatidae
Product: serine-threonine dehydratase
Exons: 1
Coding region: 1-1074 (357 amino acids)
Biological process (GO): L-serine metabolic process; pyruvate biosynthetic process; D-serine biosynthetic process
Molecular function (GO): serine racemase activity; pyridoxal phosphate binding; L-serine ammonia-lyase activity
Source: RefSeq, a predicted model, not a curated record